Messenger RNA from Aspergillus pseudotamarii, 552 nucleotides. RefSeq lists its product as uncharacterized. The transcript has a single exon. NCBI's taxonomy places the organism in Eukaryota, Fungi, Ascomycota, Eurotiomycetes, Eurotiales, Aspergillaceae. The coding region runs from base 103 to 384 and encodes 93 amino acids. The record is from RefSeq and is a predicted model, not a curated record.
UCCAUUCCAAUGCAUUGGAUAUUUCAUUGUAAAGAGGAACGUUGAAAUAGAAUUCCGAUUGUAGUUCCCUUGGGUCCAGUGACUGUACUGUAUCCAUGGCGCAUGAUAAGAGGUGAUCCAGCGGUACAUGAAAGUCUUGUUUGUAGUGUUAAUGCCUUCAUAAUCAGGCAAACAGCAACAAACUUCUGUUUUCUUUGUCUUUCUUUUUUCCCUUUUGUCCAUCGAUUAUCAUCGUUAACGACCUCCAGGAGGAUCGUCAUUUCAACACUCCUGAUGCAUUUUGCUACAUUACGUAGUCAACCUCUUGUUCAUCAAUUUGAUACUUUAUUCUUCCAACAUCGGGCUCGCUCAGUAAUUCUACCGUCGACGUCAAGCUAUUGGUAAGCUCAGGUAGAUAGCUAUGGCCCCUAUCAAUAUCCUGGCGCGUCUUAAGACGCUCUACGCCAAAAGUUACGGUAGGCCCGGCAAUCAGAAAUGAUCUCGUUUACCUCUAACCGUUCGUCUUCAGAUGAACCGGUCAUUUCGGCCCAGACGGCAGCUUUCUUCUCGGUA